Molecule: messenger RNA, 231 nt
Organism: Mycotypha africana
Lineage: Eukaryota; Fungi; Mucoromycota; Mucoromycetes; Mucorales; Mycotyphaceae
Product: mitochondrial ribosomal protein subunit Mrp10
Exons: 2
Coding region: 1-231 (76 amino acids)
Biological process (GO): mitochondrial translation
Cellular component (GO): mitochondrial small ribosomal subunit
Molecular function (GO): structural constituent of ribosome
Source: RefSeq, a predicted model, not a curated record
AUGAAAUAUAGACAACUCAAAGUUAAACCAAGAAAGAUAUUUGAAGUAACACCCUGUCUUGCAGAGAUGGGUGCUGUAUUUGAAUGUUGGGCUACGACGGGUAGUGUAGAUUCCAAGAAUUGUGCAGCUGUAGCAAAGAAUUUAUCCACCUGCAUGGGCAAAUCUAGGCUUAGACAAAGACCAACAAAUACGAUCAACUACCACUUAGCACGCUUAAGCAAGCAAUUAUAA